Messenger RNA from Ziziphus jujuba (common jujube), 633 nucleotides. RefSeq lists its product as uncharacterized. Bases 1 to 633 code for a protein of 210 amino acids. Lineage: Eukaryota; Viridiplantae; Streptophyta; Magnoliopsida; Rosales; Rhamnaceae. The record is from RefSeq and is a predicted model, not a curated record. The transcript is spliced from 2 exons.
AUGCUAAUUGUGACUAUUUAUGUUGAUGACAUAGUGUAUACAGGAAAUGAAAUAGAGAUGCUUAAGUGUUUUAAGGAAGAUAUGAUGAGGAAGUAUGAGAUGACAAAUUUGGGUUUAUUGCAUCACUUUCUUGGUAUGGGAGUAAUACAAACAACCUCAAGUAUUUUUGUGCAACAAAAGAAGUAUGCUUCUGCAUUGUUAAACAAAUUUGGCCUUACAACUUGCAAUCCAGUCCUUACACCUCUAAUUACAAAUGACAAGCUUAGCAAGGAUGAUGCAAGCUUGUUAGCAAGAUUUAUGCAUUGUCCUACUAAUAAAGACUUUGGUACAGCAAAAAGAGUACUAAGAUAUAUUAAAGGGACUUUAGACUAUGGUUUAGAGUAUGUAAAAGGAAAACAGCCUGUGUUAGUGGGAUAUUGUGACAGUGACUGGUGUGGAUCUGUGGAUGACAUGAGGAGUACAUCAGGGUAUGCUUUCAGCUUUGGAAGUGGGGUGUUUUCAUGGGCUUCAGUCAAGAAAAAUUAUGUUGCACUCUCUACAAUUGAGGCAGAAUACAUCAGUGCAUCUAAAGCAACUGCACAAGCAAUAUGGCUUCGGUUUGUACUUGAAGAUUUUGGUGAAAUGCAACUUUAA